Molecule: messenger RNA, 2700 nt
Organism: Centruroides sculpturatus (bark scorpion)
Lineage: Eukaryota; Metazoa; Arthropoda; Arachnida; Scorpiones; Buthidae
Gene: Pop1
Product: ribonucleases P/MRP protein subunit POP1-like
Exons: 10
Coding region: 148-2667 (839 amino acids)
Biological process (GO): tRNA 5'-leader removal
Cellular component (GO): nucleolar ribonuclease P complex; ribonuclease MRP complex
Source: RefSeq, a predicted model, not a curated record
GAAGUUACGAUGAGAAUGAUGAAUUAUUUAUACAUAAAUAUAAAGUUGGCAACACGUUAUUAGAUGAUAUUUAUCCCAUAUAUUUCCCGCCUGUUCUUUAGCACGUGGCUUGAUGUUAAUGCGUUUCUAUGAUAAUCUUAGAUAAAUAUGGAACAAAGUAAUCGAAAGAAAAAACGAAAAUUAAAGGAAAUUGAUGAUAUUAAAACAAAGAAGAGAAACUUGGAGAAAAUGGAUAUAGAUGAACCUGGAUUAAAAUCAGCAAAAAAAUUAAAACUGAACAAUGAUUCUAAAUCAGGAGAAUUUCAAGUAGAUGAUUUUUCAGGGGAUGUAGAACAAAGAUCUUCUGUUGAUGUGAUGAGGUUUCUUAAGGCUCGAAAAAAUGAAUUGAAAUUCCUCACAUCAGCAAUAGAAACAAAACUUCCAAAAAGAAUUAUACAGCAAUUGCCUCGUCACAUGAGACGUAGAGCUGCCAGUCAUAAUCCUAAAAGACUACCAAGGAGAGUAAGAGAACGAGCUAUGAAAGAGUUAGAAAAAGUGAAAAAAACAAAAAGACCAAGCAGAAAAUAUCGAAGAAAACCAAGAAAUUUAUUGGAAGAAUAUAACAGAAGACAGAAGAAUCAUAUAUGGCUAGAAACUCAUAUAUGGUUUGCAAAACGUUUCAAAAUGAUUGAAAUAUGGGGCUACAAAUUGGCAUAUCAGUCAAAUGAUAAAUGUGUAAAAGCUCUUUAUAGAUCAACUAUCAAUCAUGCACUUUUACAGGAUAUUUCAUAUUAUGGAUGCAUAGAAUUAUCAGGAAAAGAAGAAAUUCUUCUACAGCAAUUAUCACAAUUAACAAAUCCUGAUUUAGGAUUAACAUUUGGAUCAAAACUUUAUCUUAAUGGGAGUCGUGAAGGAACAGUUUUUCUGUUUCAUCAAAAUUCUUAUCCAUAUGGAAUCAUUGGACCAGUAAAAUUUUUUUGGAAACCUCAAAUUAACUUUAAAUCAAGUACAGAAGAAAUGAGAUAUAUAUGGUUGUGGGUUCACCCUUCUUGUAUCAAAGAGCUGAUUGAUGAAUUAAUAAAUUUGUUUAAUUUGCAACAAAAAAUUCAAAAUAAUAUAUCUGAAGCCACUUGUGACAGUAAACGAAAAUUAUAUUUUGAAAGAAUUAGUAUCUAUAGUAGUAAUGAUAUUACUUUGACUAUAUUAAAAGAUGUACUUGUUCGCCAUCGUUUGGUAGGACCACAAUCACAAUCUGUGAUUACUAAUUCCUUACAACAGACUUUAAUAGAUCCAGAUCCAGAAGUUUCCAAUGAAACUUCUAACUGGUGGGAAAAUUUUCCAAAAUCAAAAGUAUUUAUGGAUUUACAAAAGAUACAACAGUUUACAUGGAAAAAAUUAAACAAUUCUUCUGUUAAAUUGUUACCUGGAACAAUUAUUGGUACUACUGUAAAAGAUCCAAGAGUUUCGUUACCUUCAAAGAAAGUUCCGAGUCAUCUAAAUGAUGAUUGCUGUAAUGAAGAAAUUGUUCCCACACCUGAACUUGCAUAUUCACAUAUUUGGGAUUCAUCUAUUCGUGAUGAAGUAUCUUUCAAGAAAAUUCCUCAAGCAAAGUUAAAUGAAAUGAGAUCAAAUAAUUCUUUGAAUUUUAAUACUACUUUAGAAGAACUGAGUAAUAAAUCCAGAAUUCCACUCCUCAUAAUUUUUCAAAGUGGAAAUGAAAAUGAUUAUGGUAAUGGUCUGGAUGUUAUCAUUCCUGGUGGAUGGAGUAUGGCUUUUUGGAUUGCAUUCAUCUAUCAAGGAGCAAAAGCAAGUGGUUUAAGAGAAACAAAGAAUAUUGGAUUAGAAUCUGGACUACCUGUUUUUCCAUUUAACUUUCCUGACAGUCAAAGUUGUAAAGAAAUCCAAGAGAAAAGAAGAUUGGAGCUGACUGCAAAACAUUAUAGAUAUCCUCCUGAUAAAAGGCCAAGUUUUGAAAAACUUGGCAUACAAACUCCCUUCUUUUAUCCAUGGUUAGAAUUAGUACAGGAAUGGAAAAGAGACUUCAGUCAAACUGCAAAUAUAUCAUUAAUAAAAAAUGAUUUCUUUGUUUUGAGGGAAAAACGUUGUCUCAAAUUGCUGAUUCAUUUGUUUACUUCUAACAGAAAUAGAAAAGAAACAAAAAGCAUUAAAAAUUCUGAAAUAAGUGUCAAAACAUUUUCUAAUUUUUUUGUUAAUGAAAAAAAUUACUUUCAAAAUGCAUUGAUAUGUGUUCAGUUAACUCCUGUUUUUAAGGGAACACCUGAUGAAUUUUCUACUAUCUUCCUACCGUUAGAAAUGGAUUUCAAAGAAUAUAAACUUAAUCUACAUCACGAGGGACCAAUUGAGCCUGUUCAUCACACAGAAAAUAAAACAAAAAACAAGAAAACCAAGGGAAACAAAGCAACUAAAAGUGAGCAACUUGAAAUGAAAUUAUCUAAACCAGAAAUAAAAAAUUUACUUUUAUCAUCAACUAGAAAAAUUAUUGGUUAUGUAGAAUAUGGAAAUUAUAGUUUUAUUGGAGGUAGAAGUGCAGCAAUGGGUCAUUGUACACUUAAAGGAAUUGUAGAACUUCUUCAGAAAUGUUUAGAACAAGAAACAGAACCAAUUGCUCUUGUAAAAAAUCAAAAUUCCUACCAAUUCAGAUAUGUUAAAAUAAAAAUAGUAGUGUAAUUUUUAAAUUUAUUGAAUAAUAAAUUAUUUAUA